CAGUAGCAACAUCAACACACCAGUAACACUGCAACAGCAGCACCAGCAACACAAGCAGCAAAAUCAGCAUAAGUAAACAAAUCAUUUAGCACCAAAAUAUAUUGGCUGCCAGCUAAAUUGCCAUUCUGUCCUCGCUACUGCCUGGCUUUGACUCCGCUUCUACUUCUUUCCAAGCUUGUGCCCAAACUCAGUCAAGCUGGCGUCGUUCAAGCAGCAAACUAACAACAACACUAUUAGCAACUAUAAUAACAAUAUAAUGUGGAGUAGUACUAUAUCGCCAACCAACUCUAAGAAACUACUGAUCGGAAGCACACGAAGCGUUGAUUAUGUCGGUGAUAGUGCGAGGACAGCAGCAGGCAAUAACAAAACAGGAGCAGCAGCAGCAGGAGCCAAAGGAUCAAAAGCCAAAGCCACCGCAGCAGCAGCAGCAGCGAACACCACUAAGAUCUCAAUCGAAAUGGAGCUCCAUAUACAGAAUAAGUGCAUUUCGGCAUAGCGCAUCACUCUGGAGGGUGGUGCGGAGCCGCCAUGGCUGCAGGGCCCCCUUAAAGCCGCAUUUUUGGGGGCUGCUGGGGUCGGCAAAACAAGCAUAUUACAGCAAUUUUUCUACCAUGACUUUCCCAGGACUCAUCAGACGACAACGCAUCGCAAGAUUUAUAAAAACUGUCUGGUCUGCGACACCUGCAUACGUGAGCUGAUGGUACUGGACGUUCCACCCCAGAAGCGAUUUCCGGCUGACAACUUCGCCGAAUGGAACAACGGACAUCCGCUGGGGCUGCGAACGGUGCACGCCUAUGUCUUAGUCUACGACAUGGGAAAUUUGGAAACCUUUCAGUACUGCCGCUCGAUGAGAGAUCAAAUCUUGGACAGUUUCAGUCAUCGUGAUUUUAGCAUAAUUGUGGUCGGCAAUAAAUUUGACAAUGUGACUGAGGCGCAGGCCAACUCGCAGGAGCUCAAGGAUAUUUCCACGCUGGUGCGCAAACAUUGGCGCUGCGGCUACGUCGAGUGCUCGGCGCAAUAUAACUACAAAAUCGGCGACGUUUUCCGUGAGCUGAUGGGCUGCACCAGCACGGGAGGAGGAGGUGGCGCCGGCGGUGGCGUGCCCGGGGUCGGUGGCCUGGUUGGCACUGAGUACUCACAAUCAACUAGGAAUAAAGGACGCUGUACAAUACUUUAGCAAAUGUUGCAUAAGUUUUUUAAGCAAACGCUCUGAUCUGGCGCAUUAUAUCCGAGUGAAUUCUUUGCGACAAGCAGCUGCUGCAGCUGGGACAAGGUGGCGUAUACGCAAUUUCCAUGGAGGACACACAAAAACGACAUUGUUGCCCCUUGCCAAUGCUUGCUGAUGCAUAUUUUAACAUAUAUUUUUAGUGGCCACACUCUGUACUCCCGAGUCCCCACCACCCCCUUUGCCAUUAUUACUACAUUUUUCUGGCUGCUUUUAUGGGCGCUUUCUGCUGUGCUCAUUUAAAUGGCAGUGGGACCGCCGAACAGAGGAUACGUUUGGCCAGCGGCAAAGGCACCCAGAUUCCGAUCCUUGCUAACAACUUUUGAACGUCCGCAUUUGCAAUUCAAUGCUGUAAGCUGGCAGGAAGUGUAGUUGCCAUGAAUAUGCAGCGAUAUCCGCAAAGUGCAGCAACAAUUGCCGGCGAGAAAGUUUUAUUCUUUGCGGUUAUUAUUAUUGACGUUGUGGUUAUUAUUUCUGUCGUGGAACGUAAAUAGGCAAUUAAUCCCACCAUAAUUUACAAUACACUUUAUGUACGAACGAAUAACCUUGUUAUCGAAACAACCCGAAAUCGUUUAGGUACUUAAGUAGUCAUCCUAAGCUAUACACAUAAAUUAAACAUACUUUAACGUUGUGAUCAUUUCAAGAAUUAGUUCUUAAGGCACAAAACAGACAGAACGUCAGUUCAUGUCAAGUAAAGUCAAGUCUCCGAAACUGAAUUACCAGAAAUACUUAGUACUAAGACAAAAUACGAAAUAAGAGCAAUUUAAAAAAUAGCCAUACGUAUUAAGGAAAGCGACCGAUGGUGGUAAAAUCAAAGAGUUACAAUCACUCCAUCAAAAUCCCCAAUAGGUUUGCUGCACAUCCGUGAAAUUGUACACCCUUCAGAGGGCAUUUUCAUAAGCGGCACGUUUUGUUCAUGCAAUCUAAAAUCAAAUCAAUGCAAUAGAAUUUAAAUCAAUUAUCGUGUUUAUAAAAUAUUAAAAAACCAAGUAAGUUAUUCAUUUUUGUCGUGAAGCAGUCGUGAUCAAGAAGCCUUAAGAACCCAGAAGCAAAUAUUUCAUAGUAAACCUUAGAUUUAACUACCAAAUACAACUUGAUUGAAGCGCACAAAGAACGACGAUUGUGUUAUUAUCGCAUACUCUAAAUUGUUAGACCCUAGGUUAAAGGUCAAAUCAAAUACCGAACUAGCCGAUCUCUUAACACUGCUCUUACCACUAUUAAUCGACAAGUUAGUUAAAUUAUGUGCUUAUCCACGAAACACAUACAUACCAUACCGAUCUCUUUCUUUACCUCAACAACUCAAACUACUCAAACUCAAAAGAAAAGCAAUCAAGGCUGACUUUGUACAUAGAGAUUUCAAAGGAAGAACUUUUCGAAAAGCCAUGGAAACCGACUUUUACAGCAAUAUAAGUAAGCUCUAACUGAUAUUCAAGGUAAAUAACUGGGCGCACUGCCAAAAAUUGGUUCCACUCCCAGUUGAGUGUUCGGCUAAGAUAAUAGUUAAUAAAUAGUUAAGAUAACAAAUAAAUUCAAAACAAUUUUUUGAAAUUAUUUCAAGGUUAACCAAUGCAAAAUCGAUAAUAAUACCAGAAGUAAUAUACCAUUAUUGUUAUUAAAUAUAUUUAAAUAUGAAUUAAAUAUAUAUUUGGCGGCUUUGAUAAAGGACAUAUACCAUUAAAAAACAUUAAUGAUAUAUAUCAGCUUACUUUGCUUACUUGUUCAACUGAUCCAAACCGGGAGUUUUGAGGACUCGCAGCUAUCACCUAUCACACGUCACCGAACUGAUCCCAACUUGAGAAAUGUGUUCACAACAUGUUACUUUCCAAACUGAAACAACCCAUUGUACACUUGCAAUAACCUCCUCGCAAGUAAGCAACUGAAAGCCCUAUAAUAGACAUAUUUAUAUGAAACAUAACUAUAUAUACACAUAUAAAAAUAUAACGAUAAUGUAACGAGUUUGGUUCGAGUUUUUGCCUUUAAUUUUCAACUUUACGGAUUCGUCAAAAUGGCUGUUAAUUUUUGGGAAAUAAAGAUGCUAAUGCAGAACAGUUGAAGGGAAUUAAACAAAAAUAUAAUAAACGCAAGAAGGACAAUUGUUUAAUUAUUUACACUUAAGCAACGCGUUGCCUGCGACAGUUUGUAAUAGAGGAGAAGAAGAAUAUAUGAGUAGCGAGAUAGCAAUUAAAGCCUAAAAAUUAAAAUAUGUAUUAACAAAUCAAAUGCUUCAGCCGCUUGUUGUUUGCUCAAACCAGUCAAACGUAAUUAAUUUUAAGUGAAAGCCGCUACAUUUAGAUAAGUAUUACAAAAGUGCAUAGGGCGCUCAUGAUCUCUGUUAUUUUUUUUAUAAUAAAAGGCAUGACGCAAAUGCAAGUAGAAACAAAUUGUUAUUGUGACAGGAGCUAGCCACAGAUUAGCAAGAGACACGCACCGAAACUAAAUGUUAAGCAAUUUAAUAUUAAAUGUCGGCCGAAAACGGAAGCAAACAAAUUGUACUUAGUGUAGUAUGCACUACGGGCAUGAGUAUGGUGAAUAUGGUGAAUAUUCCACAAACCGUUAGAAAAGUAGAGAACGUUUUUGAAAAAUGCGCAACAGUCGCAAAUAAAAACAAAAUAAAGUGAUAUAUAAAAUUGAA
This is a messenger RNA of Drosophila eugracilis, 3857 nucleotides long. Its product is annotated as ras-like protein family member 10B. Gene Ontology annotation, molecular function: GTPase activity; GTP binding. The record is from RefSeq and is a predicted model, not a curated record. The transcript has 7 exons. Lineage: Eukaryota; Metazoa; Arthropoda; Insecta; Diptera; Drosophilidae.